This is a messenger RNA of Phlebotomus papatasi, 3627 nucleotides long. RefSeq lists its product as uncharacterized. Bases 692 to 2782 code for a protein of 696 amino acids. The transcript is spliced from 7 exons. NCBI's taxonomy places the organism in Eukaryota, Metazoa, Arthropoda, Insecta, Diptera, Psychodidae. The record is from RefSeq and is a predicted model, not a curated record.
AUGAAAAGUUUCCAUGCUGGAAGUGGCAUAACAUUCACCUUGGCAGAGAAAAGUUCUUCUCUCGCAUGGUGAAAUGGUGGUUCUUGUGGUAUUGAGAGAGAAAGAGAAUUUUACCGUAUUUCUUGGCUCUCUGUGGAACACAUCCAUGGAGACUUCUAACUGCAAUCAUACGGCUAACCAUCCAUGUCUUCCUCACACGGGAAUAAAAAGACGUAAUGUCGUCAGCAUCGAGUCAUUGUCCAUGUUACUCUUGAUGGGUGCGCAUCUCGUGUGUUCUUGCGCUACAUUCUCGAGUUCUUCCCUCGACUAAACACCGCCAAUUGCUCAAUGUUCUUGCACAUCUUCCGUGAUUUUUGAAUUUUGUGCUUUUUAGAAUAUUUUCUUCUUUCUCUAUUUUUGUUGGUUUUUGUUUUUUUGGAUUUUGCCAGAAUUAUUUUUUUUUUGGUUCGUUUUCCGUGCAAGUGUCCUCGUUCGAGUGGUGGUGAGAAGUGGAGAGUGCAAUAGCCACUUGUUGGUCCUGGAAGAGACAAUAUCAGGUGCGCAUCUUUUGGACAAAAGGGAAUACCGCAAAAGGGGAAGGCAGUGUUUUUAAGUGCAAAGAAAAGAUAUUUCCUACCUGGGAUUAAGUGACCAAAAAGUGAGCCAUUUUCGAGGUCAAGGAGUUCAUCGGAGAAAUUAAACAAAUCACAUCAUGACAUGGAAAUAUGUAGGCAUCGUGAUACUAUCGAUAGUUCUUAAGUACACCCAUGCGAGAAUUGCAUUCGAGAAGCUCACGGACUUUGAUUUUCCCGGCACAACCUACUACAGUGUGAAGAAUCUAUCCCUAUACGAGUGCCAGGGAUGGUGUCGAGAGGAACAAGAUUGCCAAGCGGCGGCUUUCAGCUUUGUGGUGAAUCCACUAACACCGGAUCAGGAGACACUGUGUCAACUGCAGAAUGACUCCAAUGCGCACAAUCCCACCGCCAUUCCCCAAAGAUCAUCAUCCAUGUAUUACAUGGUCAAAGUUCAACUCCGAUCGGACAACAUUUGCAUGCGGCCCUGGGCAUUUGAGAGGAUCCCCAACAAGAUCAUCAGAGGCUUGGACAAUGCCCUCAUCUAUACCAGCACCAAGGAAGCCUGUCUGUCAGCCUGUCUCAAUGAGAAGCGCUUUGUCUGUCGAUCAGCUGAAUACGACUACAACAACAUGAAAUGUGUCCUUUCGGAUUCCGAUCGGAGAUCAACAGGACAAUUUGUCCAACUGGUAGAUGCUCAAGGAACGGAUUAUUUUGAGAAUUUGUGCCUAAAACCUGCGCAAGCUUGCAAGAAUUCGAGGCUAUUCCAAGUGCCUAGGAUAGGGGUGUCUGACGAAAAGGUGGCUCAAUACGUGGGGAUCCAUUACUACACAGACAAGGAGUUGCAAGUAUCUUCGGAGGAUGCUUGUAGGCUAGCUUGUGAAAUUGAGACAGAAUUCCUCUGUCGAUCCUUCCUGUACCUGGGAAGGCCUCAGGGGACCACCUACAACUGUCGCCUGUACCAUUUGGACCACAAAACCCUACCAGAUGGACCUUCAACGUACCUAAAUGGCGAAAGACCCUUGAUUGACCGAGGAGAACCUACUGGACAGUACUUUGAGAAUUUAUGUGAAAAAUCAAGCAUAUCAUCACCGACCGGUCAACCGGAUUCAACACUUCCAGUUGUCUUUGACACGGUUGAAGAUUCAUCCAUCAACAACUUCACAAGAACUGACGCCAAUUGUGACAAGACAGGCACAUGCUACGAUGUUGAGGUCCAUUGCAAAGACACCCGGAUAGCUGUACAAGUAAGAACCAGCAAGCCAUUUAACGGGCGCAUUUAUGCAUUGGGACGUUCUGAGACAUGCAACAUCGAUGUGAUCAAUUCGGAUGCCUUCAGACUGGAUCUCACGAUGGCCGGCCAAGAUUGCAACACCCAGAGCGUAACGGGUGUGUACACCAACACAAUUGUCCUCCAGCACCAUUCGAUCGUGAUGACGAAAGCAGACAAGAUUUACAAAGUCAAAUGCACCUACGAUAUGAGUUCCAAGAACAUCACUUUCGGCAUGAUGCCCAUUCGUGAUCCUGAAAUGAUCCACAUCAAUUCAUCACCCGAAGCACCGCCACCGCGUAUCCGGAUUCUCGAUGCGCGAAAUCGUGAAGUUGAGACUGUUCGAAUUGGCGAUCGACUCACGUUCAGAAUUGAAAUUCCAGAAGACACACCCUACGGAAUUUAUGCAAGAUCUUGUGUUGCCAUGGCAAAGGAUUCCAAGAGCACUUUCCAAAUCAUCGACGAUGAGGGUUGUCCUGUCGAUCCUACAAUUUUCCCUGGCUUCACACCAGACGGACACGCCCUGCAAUCUAUCUACGAGGCCUUCCGAUUUACGGAAAGCUAUGGAGUGAUCUUCCAGUGCAAUGUCAAAUACUGCUUAGGACCAUGUGAACCUGCUGUCUGCGAAUGGGGACGAGAUUCAAUUGAAUCCUGGGGCCGAAAGAGACGUUCAAUUGCCUCAAAUGACACCGCAGUGGACGAGACAGACGAAGAGGAUAUGAACAUCUCACAAGAAAUUCUUGUAUUGGACUUUGGUGAUGAGAAAAACAGCGACUACAUGAAGAGCGAGGCUAGUGCGGACUUUGGCGAUAAAACGGUGACAAUAAUUGAACCUUGCCCAACAAAGACCUCCGUGAUGGCCCUCACAAUAACCUGCAUCCUCAUGGUGUUGAUUUACCUUUUGGCCUUCUUCCACUUCUACGUAAAGAAGUGGCUGCAACCUCAAAAAACCGUCAUCUAAUUCAUCAUCACGCAAACCUCCGCGCUGGAGGAAUUUCAUGAGCACGAGACGAAGAAAUUGGGAUGAUAAAAAAAAAACACAAGACACACAACACUCACCUAGUUGGUACGUAAAAGAAUAAGGGUUAAAAAAAAAGACAAAUGAGAAAAAAAAUCAAGGAGAACGAGAAAGAGGUGAAGAUGUUUAAGAACAAAUGCUAGUUAUUUUAUAGGAAUUUUCCUCCUAUUCUCUCUUCACAAAGGCUACAAAAAAAAACAUGGAUUUUUUUUUUAAUUUAUAGCGAAAAAUCACAAAAAAAAUCAUUCGCAUCAUCACCUUUUUUAUAUUAUAAUUUUUUUUUUAAUUUGUAGUAAUGUUUUAGCAGGUAGAAUUUAAUUAUUUACGAUUUCCUUCAUUUACUUCUUUCUUUUUUUUUUGUAAUAAUCAAACUGGGGGUUUGAGCAUUUUCUAUAGAGUUUGUUCGACGGUGUUUCUCUUUGGUGGAUACGAUGCCCUUUUCUUGCGUGGAGAUCAUGUCCACAGAAGACCCGUAUCUAUUAAUGUGAUAUUUAAGAAAUUCCUUCAAAAAUAAACACCGACACCAACAAACUCUCAUAGAGACUGCGGGCUUUUUUUUUCUAAUUAAACAAAAAAAUUAAAUCAAUAAAAGAAAAACUAAAAAUCAUUUUUAUACAUCUAAAAGUGACCUUUCAUGAAUUUAUCGUGAGUGAAAAACAAAAACAAUUUUAAAAAUUAUAAUAUAAAUAUUUAGCUAACACAUUUUCUUAGAGUUCCCAAUGAAAGAAUUUUAUAGAAAAACAAAACGACAAAUAAGAAUAAAAAUUCUAGAUAUGAAAAACAAAAAA